AUGUCGCUCUUCGGCCAGUCCAAGGGCUUCGGCUCCGGAGGCCUUUUCGCACAGUCUCAGCCAGCUCAACAGUCGCAACCGACACAGCCGACAAGCAAUACCUUUGGCCAAACCUUGGGCGGUGCGCAGCAGGGCGGCGGUCUAGGCAGCUCGAUGAUGCAACAGCCGCAGCAGGUUCAGCAAAUGCCUGCCCUCGCACAGUCUGCAGCUCAACUCUCGAGCUCGCUAUGGCAACCGGGCAAGGAGACGCCUCACCAGAAGCCCAUCCUGGACCAGAUCAAGCUUGUCACGGAGAAAUGGGACCCGUCAAACCCCAGCUGCGUCUUCAAGCAUUACUUCUACAACAAGGUUGACGAGGCGCACAUCCCCUUUUACAAGCCCCAACCGCACGAGGACCCUCGCGAAUGGGAAGAGGCGCUGCAGAACAAGCCGGCGCCAGGCUUCAUGCCGGUGCUCUGCUCUGGAUACACCGGCGUAGCAGACCGCCUCAAGACACAGAAGCGGGCCAUCUCCGAAUUCAACACGCGGCUGCACCAGAUCAAUAGCAGCCUCGAUGCCAUUCUCCAGCGCCACGAGCUAGAGACAGAGGUCAGGGCACUUGCGGCACGGCGACGACAGACUGCCAUAAGUGAGCGGUGCCUGGCGUUGGCCGCACGGGUUCAGAUUCUGCGGAAUAGGGGAUACGCGCUGAGCGGCGACGAGGAUGACCUCAAGAACCGACUACAGAACCUGUGCAGGGAGGUGCAAGACCCGGCCCUGGGCGCAAGAGAGGAGGAGCUGUGGAGCAGGCUGAUUGUGCUGCGGGCGUACUCUGACCGUCUCAACAAGGAGCUUGACAAGCCGGCGGUUAACGGCAGCGAAGAGCUCGACCCGGAUAUGGUGGCCAAGGCCAAGCGGGUACUGGAGGACUAUGAGAAGCAGCUUCAGCACCUCAAAAAGGAACUGGAGGCGCUGGGGCUGGACUUUGAUGAGUGGGAGAAGAGCCGUGGCGCCACCACGAAAGCUAGAUAA
Purpureocillium lilacinum is the source of this 1011-nucleotide messenger RNA. RefSeq lists its product as uncharacterized. NCBI's taxonomy places the organism in Eukaryota, Fungi, Ascomycota, Sordariomycetes, Hypocreales, Ophiocordycipitaceae. Gene Ontology annotation, molecular function: structural constituent of nuclear pore. Gene Ontology annotation, biological process: protein localization to nuclear inner membrane; nuclear pore organization; NLS-bearing protein import into nucleus. Gene Ontology annotation, cellular component: nuclear pore central transport channel; nuclear pore. The record is from RefSeq and is a predicted model, not a curated record.